AAUGUCUCAACGCUUGGUGCACGACGCGGCAACGUCGCGUCUGCCGCGCCGCGCCCUUUCGACCGCGGCGUCAGUUGUCGCGACCACGCCGCGCGAUAGACAUGGCCUCCAAAUUCCAAAUGUCUGACAGUGAUACUUUGAGGUUAAUUAAAGAAAUGAAAAAGCAUGGUUGUGUUUGGAAUCCUGAUGAUGAUGACUACGGCGACAGACCCGCGCUCUCGGUGGCGUGGGCGAAGGCCGCGAAGACGCUGGACAUGCCAGAAGACAUCAUCCGCGUAAAAUGGAAGAACCUCCGCGAUUUCUUUAAGAAAGAAGUCAGAAAGAACAACAUUCAUUCCAGAGACGAUUACGGGGGGAGAUGGCGAUACUUCAAAAGCCUGAGCUACCUGCUACGACCAGAGGAAGAGGGAGAUGAACAAACAGAUGGUAGUGAGCAAGAAGAGAAAGAGAUAGAUUAUGAAACUAAAUACACCCCAGACUCAAAUCCCGAAGUGUAUUUAGAAGAAGACCCGCUUCCUGAGAAACGCUUCAAAACGGAUGAUGAAGACUAUGAUUUGAUGUUCUUGAAGUCGCUGACGCCAUUUUUGAGGCAACUUGAACCUACUAGGAAUUUGGCGGUCAGGAGCAGGCUGCAAGAUAUGUUGCUGAAUGAGAUAGCUGCGCAGAAUAAGAAUAGGAAUAAGUUAUAGCGAAGAAAACGUGCCAGCGCGGAUGGAGACAUGUGUAAAGUCAAACG
Molecule: messenger RNA, 736 nt
Organism: Cydia amplana
Lineage: Eukaryota; Metazoa; Arthropoda; Insecta; Lepidoptera; Tortricidae
Exons: 2
Coding region: 102-689 (195 amino acids)
Molecular function (GO): DNA binding
Source: RefSeq, a predicted model, not a curated record